CCGAAGCGUUCUGUUUCUGUCACAAGAGAGGUUUGCUACAAAAUUGUUUCAUGUUUUAAUGAGAAGGUGAGUUGUACUGCAGUUAAAUUGGCAUAUAAACUUUACUUUAUGAACUACUAGUUAGAAGUGUAGAUAUUUUAUACGGAAGUAUAUCUAACAUACAAUAUAUCAACAUGAUGUAAAAAUGCCCAUAUUUGAUUGCGCAUACACGUAAUACGUUUGUAUAAUUUGCGAACAUUUCUGGUUGAAGUUGUACUGUUGGUAUAUUUAAUGAUCUUGUUUAAUUCCUACCAGAGGACCUUGUGCUGCAUUUUUCGCAGUCGUUCCUGGUCAGGUCUUAAAAGUGUAUAUAUACUCACUUGGAUUACUAACCCUAAAAACAGCAUUCUAAUAUUAAUUCCACCAAGUGAAGUGCAAGUAACAAGAUCAUUGAACUCCACCUUAUCACAACCCGCACACCCAAUCACCUAUAUAUACAUGAACUUACGGUUACAGCUCAACAGCGCUGGCUUCUGUAGCUCAGUUGGUUAGAGCGCUGCACCGGAAUCGCAGGGCCGUAGGUUCAAUAUUAAUCCUACCAGAGGACCUUGUGCUGCAUUUUUGUCUGUCGUUCCUGGUCAGGUCUUAAAGUGUAUAUAUACUCACUUGGAUUACUAACCCUAAAAACAGCAUUCUACUGUUGGUAUAUGUAAUUCUUACGGGAAAAUACGACAUAAAAUCAAUACAAAGUACGAAACAAUAGCUACAGGAAGACAUUUUCAGUAAAUUAGGAAAACCGAACAUGCAUGGCGAAAUAUAUUUAAGAUUUGAAGGAACCGAAUGUUUUAGGGAGGGUGAAAUAAUAUUAUGCGUUUCUGCCAAAAAGAGAGGUUACAUUUUCAUGUCACGCAGCACGAAAUAUAAGUGGUUAGGAGGUUAGGGUUAGGGAUUGGAUUAGGUUUCGUGAUUGCGUGCCAUGAAAGAUAACCCGAAAAGACGUCUUUUACUUUUAAAACCCCCUCCCACUCACUAAGAAUUUUUAGAUCAGUGCUGAGUGCUCCCACACAUAAACAAAGUAUUUAGACAUUAAGUUCUUUGAAUGUUUGCAUGGCGAUAAAAUAUAAUUUACGUGGUGUUUCCACAAACACAAACAAUUAUAUUUAGACAUUCGCGUCCAAAAUUUGAUACCUUUUACACUGAGAUCGAUUCAAAAUCUAAAUUUACACUGAAAUCGAUUUAUACAUUUACUACACUGUUGUCUGUUGAUGAAAGGGUCUCAGUUUAGUAGACCUCUAGCCCUAUUUUAUUAUUGCAAACAUUUAGUGUCAAUGUUGCAGAUUAUAAUGAUGCUAUUAAUUAAAUUGUGUUUUUAGCUGUAGUUACAAUGGCUGAAUCACUUCGAUAUAAAGUUGAGGAACAUUUGACUUGCUCUGUUUGUUUGGAACCAUUUAAAGAUCCCAAAGUUUUACCUUGUCUUCAUUCAUAUUGUCAUGUAUGCAUUGUAAAACUGGCCAAGAAUGCAAAGUCCAAUACUAUCAACUGUCCUGAGUGUCGAUUGGCAGUAGAGGUGAGAAAAUAUACUUAAUUGUUAACUCUGUCUAAGCCCAGAUGAUUUUACUCGUCAAGGAAGAGUGCUGGUGAUCAUGUUGGGUUAAUAUGUAAAACUUUAAGUAAACUGAAAUUUUUUAUGCUUGUAUUAACCACAGGCGGGCGUGGGCAAAUAGAGCCUGGGUCCCUGUGUUUAUAUAAGUACAGAUUUCUGGGGUCAGAGAAAAUAAUUUCUUUCUGGGAGCACAAUCUGAAGAUAGCCUGACAAGUUAAAUGCACGUGAGGUGCCUGGAUUUAUAUCAAUUUUGUUUACAAAACAAACAAAUCUUACAUGGACCUCAGAGAACUAAAAAUGAUAUUUUUAUACUGUUAAUCCUUCAUGAAGUCCCUCUCCAAUUAACACCUUCUUUAUAUUUAAACCCAUUAAGUUGCAUUGUACAUUUGUGCAGCUUACUUUAUUAUUUUACUCUGUCUAACACCAGACGAUUUUACUCACCAAGGGGAGAGCACUAGCUAAUGCUCAAUGGGUUAAUCUGCCCAUGUGCAUGGUAAUGCUUCAAGUUGCAUUGUGAACGCCCUAAUAUGUCCUACUUUCUUAUUAUAAUGGCAGACGAUUUUACUCGUUAAUGGGAGAGCAGUGGCACUCAAUGGGUUAAUUCUUCCUCCCUUUGUACGAAAUGAAAUACGUGUGUUGUGAUUGGAUUUAUUGAUUUGUGGAUUUAUUAAUUUUAUUUAUUUGAUCUAAUAACGUUAUCCAAUGCAUAGGUCGACGAAAACACUGUUUCCACUCUGCCAUCAAACUUUUUCGUCAACAAUCUCCUAGCAACAAUGACGCAGACAAGUGACACGCCCGCUGCGAAGAUACGAUGUCCCAAACACAAGGAAGAAGUCAUCAAGUUGUUUUGUAAAACAUGUCAAACAACCAUCUGCAGAGAUUGCACCAUGGUUGAUCAUCAGGGGCAUAACUAUGGGUUUGUUGAAGAGGUCGCUGUCGAAGAAAAACGUCAUUUGCAGAGCAAUCUUAACGAAGUAAAGCGAAGAAAAGGAAGAGUUGCACAGGGAAUUGUAAACCUGAAGAAAUUUAAUGAAGGUCUGGAGGCCAAGAAUAAGUCAACAAUCUCAAAAAUCAGCCAGCACUUCGAUCAACUUGUCAAAGCCGUGGAAUCUCGGAAAAGAGAAAUGAUGGAAAAAGCGACUUCAAUCACGAAUUCCAAACAAAGACAGAUUCAUGCACAGUUAGAGGUCUUAGAAAUGGCUUUAGCAAGUUGUGAAAGCAGCAUCGAGUUUACAGAGCAAGUGUUCAAGAAUGGCAACGACAUUCAAAUAUUGAGCAUGGAGAAGCACAUUUUGCAGUCUUUGGAGCAGGUGAAAGCAGUUAAAGAUCAAACGAAGCCUUGUGUUACUGAAGACAUGGUGUUUGUCAUACUUUCUUCGGCGCAGGAAAAAAAGAAAGAGUUGUUGAUUGCGUAUGACGUAGAUGACGCUGUCGCAAACCCUGAAAGUUGCACGGCUUCCUUUCAAGAAACUGAAGCAAUGUUCAAUGCAGGGAAACAGUACUCCAUAACAUUAAUCUGUCACGACAAAAAUAACCGAAGAUUAAGAUACGGAGGUCAAGACAUCAAACCGUCGUUCACUGGAAUGGAGGUCAGUGAUGUUGCCGUUACUGAUAAUAAAGAUGGCUCCUACACUAUCAGUUUUUCUCUUUGUCAGGGGGGCAUGUUGCAGUUCGAGGUAUCCAUCAAUGGAACGCCUGCUCCAAAUUGUUCUUUGGCAAAACAAGUGAAGUGGGUUAUAAGUGAUGCUCAUGGUAAAGGUGCUAUCGCUAAUGGUGGACGUACAGUGCAUGGUGAGGGUCGCCAGGGCGAAUAUUGUUGGAGAGUUGGUGAAUGUUAUUUCGAUUCUGGAGUUCACACAUGGAAAGUUGAAUUGUAUAAUCAUCCCAGCCUACGUAAAUGGAGUCAGCACAGUUGCUAUAGUGAUCCCACUGCUGAAGUUGGAAUCAUCGACUAUGAUGAAAUUAAUGCAGACAUUGUUCGAAGCGAAAAGAAGUGGGUUUAUAAACGUUCUGUCCAAGGUGGCUACGGUGUUGUCAUUUCCUUCACUCUGGACAUGGAAAAAAGAACAUUGAACGUCAAGGUUAAUUCGAGUCGUUAUGGCUCCAGUAGUAACAGCUAUCAUGUCACGGCACAUCGUGUUUCACCUUUCUUUGCGUGCAGUUCACCUUACACGAGUAUUAGUUUAGUGGAAUGAAAACAUUUCACUGUCGGUGAAAUUCAUUGCUGGUUGUGAACGGAAAAAAUGCAGGAAAAUCGCAAUGCCAGCUGAAAUGCGCGAGUUUCGUAAAUUGUUGUUUCUACUGUUGCUAAAAUAUGUACAUCUAAAACUUAGUGUUGUAGAAUUAGAUCUGUAGAAUUUGAGGUGGAAUUAAAUAGAUAUAAUUUCGCGAUAAAGUUUGAGUAUUUUCGUGCGGGGGUGUUCAAAGAGGAAACCGUAUUUUAAUUGGACGCACUACAACCAG
Molecule: messenger RNA, 4045 nt
Organism: Paramuricea clavata
Lineage: Eukaryota; Metazoa; Cnidaria; Anthozoa; Malacalcyonacea; Plexauridae
Source: the annotation of a GenBank genome assembly